AUGAAGCUGUCACGUGCAUCACUUCUAGCCGCAGGUCUCCACGCCGCCGCCGCUCGCUUCAUUCAGCCUACAGAGGCUGACCAUGUCGAGCUCUUCCCCAUCGAGGAGACGUACCUCGUCGAGCUGGCUCCCGGCGACGUGCGGCGUGUGACGGAAGAUGAGAAGUGGGAGAUGCGCCGGAACGGCCAAAACUUCAUGGACAUCACCGGCACCGAGUCGCUGGGUACUAAGCACGUCGCCGCCAGCUCAGCCGUGACGUUUCCCAAGUCGUGCGCUCAUCAGAAGGAUGUCAACUCGCUGGCCGAGCACCUCGAUAAGAAGACUAUGCAGGCCCACCUCGAGAAGCUGACCAGCUUCCACACGCGCUACUACAAGUCCGAGUACGGCCUGCAGUCGUCUGACUGGGUGCUGGAGAAGGUGCGGUCCAUCAUCGCCGAUGCGGGAGCGUCGGACACGGUCAAGGCCGAGAGCUUCCCUCACACGUGGCAGCAGCACUCCGUCAUUGCUACGAUACCCGGCCAGACGAACACGACCGUCGUCAUCGGCGCCCACCAGGACUCCAUCAACCUGUGGUUCCCGUCGGUUCUGGCUGCGCCCGGCGCAGACGACGACGGUAGCGGCACCGUCACCAUCAUGGAGGCCUUUGCCGCCCUGCUGACAUCCGAGGACAUCAUCGCCGGCAAGGCUACCAACACCAUCGAGUUCCACUGGUACAGCGCUGAGGAGGGCGGCCUGCUGGGCAGCCGUGCCAUCUUCCAGCAGUACGAGGAGGACGGCCGCGACGUCAAGGCCAUGCUUCAGCAGGACAUGACGGGCUACAUCAGGAAGACGCUCGAGGCCAACCUGCCCGAGAGCGUCGGCGUCAUCAUGGACUUCGUCGACGCUGGACUCACCGCCUUCAUCAAGAAGGUCAUCGAGGAGUACUGCUCGAUCCCCUGGGUCGAGACCAAGUGCGGCUAUGCCUGCUCCGACCACGCCUCUGCCUCCAAGGCCGGCUACCCCUCGGCGUUUGUCAUCGAGUCGUCCUUUGAGAACUCGGACCCCAACAUCCACUCCACCGACGACAAGAUCGAGUACCUCUCCUUUGACCACAUGCUGCAGCACGCUCGCAUGACCCUCGGUCUUGUCUAUGAGCUUGCCCACUACGACUUUUACGGAGAGUCCAAAGCCCAGGAGGCCAGCGAGCUGUAG
Molecule: messenger RNA, 1191 nt
Organism: Geosmithia morbida
Lineage: Eukaryota; Fungi; Ascomycota; Sordariomycetes; Hypocreales; Bionectriaceae
Exons: 2
Coding region: 1-1191 (396 amino acids)
Biological process (GO): proteolysis
Molecular function (GO): metalloexopeptidase activity
Source: RefSeq, a predicted model, not a curated record